This is a messenger RNA of Elaeis guineensis (African oil palm), 1143 nucleotides long. Lineage: Eukaryota; Viridiplantae; Streptophyta; Magnoliopsida; Arecales; Arecaceae. The record is from RefSeq and is a predicted model, not a curated record.
GCUAUCUUAAAGAUAAUUAAACACUGCAAGGAGUUCUCGCCAGCUCUAGUGACAGGCCAGCUUCUUGGUUUGGAUGUUGGUAGUGUGCUUGAAGUGACUAACUGCUUUCCUUUCCCGAUUAGAGAAGAAGAUGAAGAAAUUGAAGCAGAUGGGGCCAAUUAUCAGCUUGAAAUGAUGAGGUGCUUGAGAGAGGUCAAUGUAGACAAUAAUACUGUAGGAUGGUAUCAAUCAACUUUAUUGGGAUCUUUUCAGACUGUGGAGCUGAUCGAAACAUUCAUGAAUUACCAGGAGAAUAUUCGACGAUGUGUUUGCAUUAUAUAUGACCCAUCAAGGUCCAAUCAGGGAGUUUUAGCUCUCAAGGCCUUGAAGCUGACAGAUUCAUUUAUGGAUCUUUACCGAAAUAACAACUUUUCUGGAGAAAAGUUGCGGGAAAAGAAAUUGUCAUGGGUGGAUAUCUUUGAGGAAAUACCUAUUAAAGUUUCUAACUCUGCACUUAUUAGUGCAUUCAUGACAGAACUGGAACCUGAUUCCCCGGUUUCUCAGUGUGAUUAUGAUCGCCUAAAACUAUCCACUGCUCCAUAUAUGGAAAGAAACUUGGAAUUUUUGAUUGAGUGCAUGGAAGAUCUUAAUUCUGAACAAAACAAGUUCCAAUAUUAUUAUCGCAAUCUCUCACGACAACAAGCACAGCAGCAAGCAUGGCUUCAAAAGCGAAGGGCGGAGAAUAUGGCAAGGAAAGCUGCUGGAGAAGAGCCACUGCCCGAGGAGGAUCCAUCAAAUCCAAUCUUCAAGCCACUACCCGAGCCAUCACGCUUGGAUAGCUAUCUCAUAACAAAUCAAAUCGCCAACUACUGCAACCAGAUCAACGGGGUUGCUGGUCAGAGUUUCAACAGAUUAUAUCUAAUGAAGGCUUUGCAUGAUAAUUGACUGAAAGGAUGUAUAUCGUGCAUUUAGUUGAAUGAUGGUUUAAUAUUUCACAAGUUGAUCUCAUGUUCAGUGUCUUCCUCAUUUUGUAUUCCAAAAAGUAGUCUAUUGUCAGCAUUGUAAGAUGUUUUCUUCAAUUUCAGUGGCCAGAAUUUUGUAGUUGAACUAAUAGAUGUCCAUUGGAAGUGGAUGCAUAGUUUGGAUGAGUUACUGAGAACCAUG